Messenger RNA from Aspergillus calidoustus, 774 nucleotides. NCBI's taxonomy places the organism in Eukaryota, Fungi, Ascomycota, Eurotiomycetes, Eurotiales, Aspergillaceae. The record is from the annotation of a GenBank genome assembly.
AUGCCAGGCUCUGUGCUCGAGCAUAUACAAGACCAACUCGUUUUCCCCUCGCCACCAACGCCCAGCCAAACCAUGCAGCUCGAGAGCCUCGACGACGAGACUGUUAGCUGGUACUACUACCUGUCCGACAUAGCAGCCCGACACCUAAUCAACAAUAUCCUCAGAUUCAUAGCAAACACCAACGCAGAAGAGCCCCCAACCGAGCCCGAAGCGAGGUCCCUCCUGCAAAACCACAAGAUUUUCAGAUCGCAGCUGGAUGCCUGGCACCAGUCACUCCCACUGCAAAUCUCCUUUCCACCACCGACUUCCACCCUCGAGCCCGAGCCAGACCAAUGCAAGCGCAUUCUGCGAGCCAGGUACCUCGUGAUCCUCGAGCUCCUGUGCCGCCCAUUUGUGCGGAUCUGCCUCAACCACCGCCUCUCUUUACCGGACAGCCUAAUCGAUGAAAUCGCGUCGGUGGCCUCGUACGGUCUCCAGUGCUGUGUAUGGAGACUCCAGGCCGUGCGUACCGUGCCCAGACUCGAUCAUGGCGUGUGGAUCUGGGUGCGCAAUAGUACGGCUUGUUCCAUGAUUUUGCUUGGAGCUGCGCGGAGCUCACUGUAUCCUGAGCUCAAUGGGGCGGCGCGCCUCUGGCUCCCGGGCAACUGGCGAGACGAUGUUUUGGCGUUUUUGAGUGGGAUGGAGAUGUUCUCUCGCGAGCCCAGAGGCGGCGUGAUGCACUGCUACAGACUAAUCUCUUCGAGCCUCGAAGGAUUUCAGAAUAAAGACACGUAG